Molecule: messenger RNA, 1727 nt
Organism: Cajanus cajan (pigeon pea)
Lineage: Eukaryota; Viridiplantae; Streptophyta; Magnoliopsida; Fabales; Fabaceae
Product: serine carboxypeptidase-like 26
Biological process (GO): proteolysis
Cellular component (GO): vacuole
Molecular function (GO): serine-type carboxypeptidase activity
Source: RefSeq, a predicted model, not a curated record
GUUUUGGCCAAAGAGGUCGAUUUUAGUGGCACGAGAAUAUGAAUCUUAUUUUGUGUCUCCAGCUACUAUGUUUCUCUCUUUUAAUUACUUUGUUUAGUAAAGCAACUGCAAUAAAUGUAACAUAUGAAUCUGAUAGAAUAAUAUACCUUCCUGGCCAACCUUCAAGCCCCUCAAUCUCACACUUUUCAGGUUACAUCACCGUCAAUGAAAACCAUGGGAGGGCUCUUUUCUAUUGGUUCUUUGAAGCUCAAUCUGAACCCUCCAAGAAGCCUCUCCUUCUCUGGCUCAAUGGAGGACCCGGAUGCUCCUCCAUUGGGACUGGUGCAGUUGUUGAGAUUGGACCUCUUUUAGUCAGCAAAAAUGGGGAAGGACUACAUUUCAACAAAUACUCGUGGAAUCAAGAAGCAAAUUUGUUAUUUGUGGAGUCCCCUGCUGGAGUAGGAUUUUCUUAUACCAACACAUCUUCUGAUUUCCCCACCAUAUUAGAGGAUCAUUUUGUUGCUGAGGAUGCCUACAAUUUCUUGGUGAAUUGGCUACAAAGAUUCCCACAGUUCAAAUCCAGGGACUUUUUUAUAUCAGGAGAAAGCUAUGCUGGUCACUAUAUCCCUCAGCUUGCAGAGUUGAUCUUUGAUCGAAACAAAGAUAGCUACAAAUACCCCUUUAUUAAUCUUAAAGGUUUUAUUGUAGGGAAUCCAGAAACUAAUGAUUACUAUGACUAUAAAGGCCUGCUGGAAUAUGCAUGGAGCCACGCAGUUAUAUCAGACCAGCAAUACGACAAAGCAAAACAAGUAUGCGAUUUUAAACAAUUCAAUUGGUCUAAUGAAUGCAAUCAUGCCAUGGACCCAGUCUUCCAAGAUUACUUAGAAAUUGACAUAUACAACAUUUAUGCCCCGGCAUGUCGUCUAAACAGCACAUCCUCCAUAGCUAAUGAUAACAACAAUAACGACCCUGAAUCAUUUACAAAGAUGAGAAAUGAUUAUAGACUAAAGAGGAUGAGAAUUUUUGGGGGCUAUGACCCUUGUUUUUCCAAUUAUGCAGUAGAAUAUUUCAAUAGAAAAGAUGUGCAGUCAUCUUUUCAUGCAGAUACUAAAAGAGCCACUAACGGAACAUGGAGUGUUUGCAAUAAUUCUAUAUUCGGGGCCUACAAUUUCUCUGUUUUUUCGGUUCUACCUAUCUACACCAAACUCAUCAAGGGUGGGCUUAAGAUAUGGAUUUACAGUGGAGACACAGAUGGAAGAUGUCCAGUGAUAGGGACACGAUAUUGCGUUGAGGCCCUCGGAUUACCUCUCAAGUCUAGGUGGCGAACUUGGUACCAUCAUAAUCAGGUUGGAGGAAGAAUAGUUGAAUAUGAAGGGUUAACAUAUGUGACAGUGAGAGGAGCUGGUCAUAUGGUGCCACUGAACAAGCCCAGUGAGGCUCUUUCCCUUAUUCAUGCUUUCUUAACAGACAAACAUCUUCCUACUCGUGGAUAAUCAACGACUUGUUCUUGUACCACCAUUUUGGGUCCACAAGGAUGAAAAUACACCCUGUGUUUCCAUUUUAAUAUAUGAAAAGCAAUGCCAAAAUGUUAGUGUCUUAAUGAAAUCAACGUGUUAGUUUCUUAUAAAUAAACUAUAACACACACACAUUGAUCUCAAGUAGGAUAGCACUGCGAUUCAUUGAUCUCCUAUUUUAACAGUUUAUGUGAAGUGUUGAACUGUAAAAUGAUGACCCAAUGUACGGUUGGA